GUUCUUUGUCUUUUGUCCUUUGUUCUCCUCGAUCGCUCCUCCCUGGCUUUUGCGCCGUCCGGUCAGGAUGAGCCCCAGCCCUAAGGGCAAGGACAUCAUUGUCAUCGUCUCCGUCCUGGUCGGUGUGGCCACCCUCAGCACGGCCCUCCGGGUCGUCGCGAGGAUCAAGCGCCAGACCGGCUUCGGCGUGGACGACUACCUCUGCUUCGUGUCGAUCCUGCUCAUGAUCGGGAUGUUGGUUGAACUGAUCCUCUGGUGCGGCAUUGGCGGCAAUGGCUACCACGUUUCCGACCUCGACCCGCAGACGCUCGUGCUUUUCUACCAAAUCUUCCUCUCCAACCAAUUCACCUAUUUCGCCCUCACCCCGGCCAUCAAAAUCUCCAUCAUCUGCUUUUUCCGCCGACUCUUCACCACUAAGCCCUUUCUCCGGUUCACCUUCUACCUGAGCACGCUCAUCGCCCUCUGGUCCACGGGCAUCUUCCUCGCAUGCGCAUUCCAAUGUCGACCGCUGAGCAAAUUCUGGGACCCAAACAUCGAAGGCCAAUGCUUCAACGGAAUGACCUUCAUCAUCGUCAACCAGGCGUUCAACGUAAUUAUGGACUUCGUAAUCCUGGCAGCCCCGGUCCCCAUGAUCUGGAGUCUGCAUCGCUCGUGGCAGGAUAAGUUGGCCCUGAAUGCGGUUUUCGCACUGGGGGGGUUUGUUUGUUUCGCAAGUAUAUACCGCAUCGUGGUGCUUUUUCACAUCGACCAAGCCGAUGAGACAUACACCAUCUACGAAGCCACCCUAUGGACGCACAUCGAACCCUCCGUCGGCCUCGUAGUCUCCUGCCUCCCGAUCAUCCGCGGGAUGUUCCCGCGCUUCAUGCUAGGAUCGCAAAAGAAACACACCGGCUCGACCCCACCACACUCGUCCACAGGCCCGACUGUCCCCGGCGGAACCUAUACCGACCCCUCCGACACAAAGAAACUCCUCUACAAAGAUGACCGUGUUAGAGGCCGAAUGUGGAACCGGAACAGCGCUCUCGAACUGAAAGAUAUAACGGUACGAACGGACAUCGAAGUAGCGGUUGGUUAACCAACCCAACCCAACUCAACCCAACCCAACCGAUCUGAUUGCGGGCUGCGGGUUGCGGGAAGCUAUAACUAUAUGAUUAUAUCCAUGUGCACUAUACCACCUAUCACCUGAGCAGGAAACUAAUUCCCUUCUGUAGGUUAUAUAAUUCCCUCUCUUUCUUCAAGAUGCGUAUUUGGCAGACGAGACGUGCUGUGUCGGUCGUACAUUGUACUACGGUCGUGAUGGCGCAUGAUGCUGACGAGGGCACAAAGGAAUUGAGGAAUUUGAAACUAGACCUCGUUCUGGGGGGUCUGUGGAACCGGAUCUUGGCUUGAAGAAUUUUAGCCGGACUUCCUUCAUAGUACAGUAAGAAGACUUUUUGGGUUCAUCAAUAGCCACCACAUUCAUGUCAUGCAGACCUUGGUACUAGUGAUAGCUCAAG
Messenger RNA from Aspergillus heteromorphus CBS 117.55, 1496 nucleotides. RefSeq lists its product as uncharacterized. NCBI's taxonomy places the organism in Eukaryota, Fungi, Ascomycota, Eurotiomycetes, Eurotiales, Aspergillaceae. The coding region runs from base 68 to 1075 and encodes 335 amino acids. The record is from RefSeq and is a predicted model, not a curated record. The transcript has 5 exons.